UAAUUAAGUACGUAAUCGGAUAUAUGGGGCCGGUUCUGUCAUAGUCGACUUGGUAGUGUGCUAAGUAGUCGACUAUUUAUCUUAGACUGCCGUACUCGAAUGUUGAUAACUGCGUGGACUCUGAACGGAAAAGAAAAGGAGGAAGGGAAGAGAAAGGAGAGAAGUUAUUGUCACGAUCAAACUACUGAAGUCGUGUGUUUUAUGGUUCGUCGAAAAGUGCCAUCGUUUUAGUUCACAAUGGACAGCAAUCCUGGUUGUUCAAACACAGGAUUAUCACAAUGUUGGAAACUACGGUCACACUGCUCUCAAGCUUCCAGCGAUCACAGCUUAGUUUCAGGUUUGGAUCCUGCUUCGUUCACAUUCACUGCUCAAGGAGAAAUGAAGUGUUGCAUUAAAUCUUAUCAAUAUGAUCUGCUUAAGAGUCUGUAUGUGAUGAAGCAUAACCAGAUGUUAACAGAUGUACGGUUGGAUGUGGCAAAUGAAUCCUUUCAUGCUCACAAGAUAGUAUUGGCAGCUGCCAGUCCGUACUUUAAGGCCAUGUUCACGAGUGGCCUCAGAGAAAAGGAUGCGUCUGUUGUAAAGUUACAAGGAGUUUGCCCAACUGUGAUGAACAAACUUCUUUCUUUCAUUUAUACUGGUGAAAUUGUGAUCAAUCAAUUAGUUGUCUGCCAAUUGCUUCCCACAGCGAGUAUGCUGCAGGUAUCUCCAGUGAUUCAGGCCUGUUGCACCUUCCUCGAAAACCAAUUGGAUCCAAGUAAUGCUCUUGGUAUUGCAGCAUUUGCUGAGCAGCAUCACUGUAGUAAUUUGUACAAAGCUGCAAAUGAGUUUAUUGAUCAGCACUUUAUUCAAGUUUGCCAAGAGGAAGAAUUUUUGCAGCUGAGUUCAUGCCAACUAGUAGCACUUAUCCGACGAGACCAUUUAAAUGUUAGGGAAGAACGAGAUGUAUACAACGCAGUUCUAAAGUGGGUUCGAAGUAAUGAAGAGCACAGACGGCCUAGAAUGGAAGACAUUUUAGGAGCAGUCCGCUGCCAUUAUCUCUCACCCAGCUUCCUAAAGGACCAAAUGAAGAACUGUGAUAUAUUGAAAAAAGUACCAGCUUGUCGCGAACAUUUGGCGAAAAUUUUUCAGGAAUUGUCGCUUCACAAAUCACCGUGUGUACCGCAAAGAACUCCCUCAGCUCCUUGUGUUCUUUACAUUGUAGCUGGAUUCUCACGUCGUUCCCUUAAUCUCUUCGAAGCCUUUUCUGUCGGCGAAAAUAAGUGGCUCCCACUCUCGCCAUUACCGAAAUCGCUUUCCGGCCUUGGAGGAGCUUUUUUGCGAGGUCUUUUGUAUGCCGUUGGUGGCCGAGAAAACGUUCCUGAAGCAUUGGGUGAUAGUGGUCACGUAAACGCCUACGAUCCCACAAGUAACACUUGGCAAUCGCGGGCUGAUUUACUUCAAACUAGACAUCGACCUGGGCUAGCAGUACUCGAUGGCUAUCUUUAUGCAAUUGGAGGAGCGUCUGGCAAGACACACUUGGACUCUGUCGAACGGUAUAAUCCUGAACGCGAUCAGUGGGAAUGGGUAGCACCCAUGAAUAGCCCUCGUGUAGGAGUAGCGGCAGCUGUCGUCAAUCGAUUACUCUACGCUAUAGGAGGAUUCAAUGGAGUAGACCGCUUAAAAACUGUUGAAUGUUUCCACCCAGAAAAAAACGAGUGGAUAUUUGUUAGUCCGAUGAAUCAACAACGAAGUGGUGCCGGAGUAGUGGCUCUUGGGCCAUACAUCUUUGUCGCUGGCGGAAUGAGUCCUACUGGUCAACUGAAUUCUUUUGAACGAUACGACACAGAAAAAGAUGUCUGGACACCUUUGAGUCCGAUGUUGUCAGCUAGAAGUGCACUGACUUUAGCAGUCCUGGAAAAACAAAUCUACGCCAUGGGAGGAUUCAAUGGAACCAGCGUGGUCGACGUAGUAGAAAUUUAUAAUAUUGAAACUGAUCAAUGGCGUGUUGGCCCACCGCUGAGCUGCCCGCGUUCCGGUCAUGCAUCUGCAGUUUUCUGCUCUCCGUGUUCUGCGCAUUCGGCACCCGGUUGACGCUACUCAUCAAAGGCCUUAGUUAUAUUAUCUAAAUUGUAAAAUAGACUCCUGUCACGAAGUCAUGAAUCAAUGGUUUAAUCUUUUUUGAUGUACAUAAUCACCGUGUAUAUAAUAAUAAUAAAAAUAAAUUGGGCAUUACAAAAGUGCCUUUCACUCACUAA
This is a messenger RNA of Daphnia magna, 2234 nucleotides long. It is a transcript of the gene Keap1, whose product is annotated as kelch-like ECH-associated protein 1. The record is from RefSeq and is a predicted model, not a curated record. Gene Ontology annotation, molecular function: protein binding. The transcript is spliced from 11 exons. NCBI's taxonomy places the organism in Eukaryota, Metazoa, Arthropoda, Branchiopoda, Diplostraca, Daphniidae. The coding region runs from base 238 to 2070 and encodes 610 amino acids.